AACCAUCGCUCACUUUUGCUGUUGUUCAGAAAUGGCACCUCGUAAGGGCAAGGAGAAGAAGGAAGAGCAGGUCAUCAGCUUGGGUCCUCAGGUUGCUGAAGGAGAAAACGUCUUCGGCGUCUGCCAUAUCUUUGCUUCCUUCAAUGAUACUUUUGUCCAUGUGACUGAUCUCUCUGGCAAGGAAACUAUCUGCCGUGUGACUGGUGGCAUGAAGGUGAAGGCAGACAGAGAUGAGUCUUCUCCCUACGCAGCUAUGCUGGCAGCCCAGGACGUUGCCCAGCGGUGCAAGGAACUGGGCAUCACUGCCCUGCAUAUCAAGCUGCGUGCUACCGGUGGGAAUAGGACCAAAACUCCUGGACCUGGUGCCCAGUCAGCCCUGAGAGCUCUGGCCCGAUCUGGAAUGAAGAUCGGCCGCAUUGAGGAUGUCACCCCCAUCCCCUCUGACAGCACUCGCAGAAAGGGUGGUCGCCGUGGACGUCGUCUGUAAACAACGCUGCACCUUUCGUUAUUAAAGCUCUCUUUUAAACCUCU
Athene cunicularia (burrowing owl) is the source of this 531-nucleotide messenger RNA. It is a transcript of the gene RPS14, whose product is annotated as ribosomal protein S14. The transcript has 4 exons. Bases 32 to 487 code for a protein of 151 amino acids. Gene Ontology annotation, cellular component: cytosolic small ribosomal subunit; ribosome. Gene Ontology annotation, molecular function: structural constituent of ribosome; small ribosomal subunit rRNA binding; mRNA 5'-UTR binding. Lineage: Eukaryota; Metazoa; Chordata; Aves; Strigiformes; Strigidae. The record is from RefSeq and is a predicted model, not a curated record. Gene Ontology annotation, biological process: translation; ribosomal small subunit assembly; maturation of SSU-rRNA from tricistronic rRNA transcript (SSU-rRNA, 5.8S rRNA, LSU-rRNA).